UUAAAGAAAGCCGUUAGUCCCACCUCCAAGCUGUGAUUGGUUAACAGAACUGUCCGUCACCUGUCCUCCCUGUUGCUGUGAUGGUGCCUGGAGUCCUCGCGCAUCACAUUCAGGCAAAUGACACGCACCGAGUUACAACAAACUGAAUGAUCCCGCUAUGAAUACGCACAAUAAUUCAACGAGGCAACGCUUAAGAAAGGAAAACGGGAAUCCUUCAGUUUAGUCCCUACUGUUUAAAUUGGAGACGUAAGGGCCACUAAAAAAGGCACGGAUUAGGAUCUCUGUACACGCUAAUCCCAGAAAGACGACUGUAGAGUGAGUCAGAAGCACCAAAGAUACACACCGAGGUGAACAAAUGAGAGGGAGUGGCUGUUUUCCAUGUGGGACCCUAUUUCUGAAUGAGCCACCAGGCAAAGAUGUUAAAUGAGAGGAAGCACCGUACAAGAAGCCAGGGCCACUCAGAGUAACGUGGAGCCUUGUUAUAGCAGCCAGGCAACAAUCACAGCACUCAUCGUUCUCAAAGCUGAUCCGCGGUCUAUUUUUAUCACUGAGACAACGCACCAAUUAAUUUGGGCAUAUCUGAUGAUGUUCAGUGAGAUGCAGGACUGAGGGGAAGAAGAGCACUGUGAAGCAGACGACCCUAAACAUCUACUCCUUUAUACUUUGAUAUGUGUAUAAGCUUGGGUUGAGAUGUGGCGAUAAUGAGCUAAUUUUGGAAAUUGACACAGACGUACAGGACAACAUGUGAAGGUGGUGCCUUAGUUCCAGGUCUCCUGCCAUGAGCUAAGCCCCCCAGUGGCCUGUGGCAGGAUGACUGCUGUGUACCCGGCUGGGGGGGGCUCCGUCGGGGUCUCAGAAGUGGCCACGGGUCCCCAGCGUUAUGCCCGAUGGAGCCGACAAGACAGCUCCGACAUCUGUACGGACGACGAGGGGACCCAGCCGCGCCGCCUUACCCCACUGGAGAAACUCAAUCUGGACAUGUGCCAAGAUGAGAAGAUGGUGAGAGAGCUCACCGUGGGCCGCCGCAUCGGCUUCUACAAGAUACGUGGCGAGAUCGGCUGUGGAAACUUUUCCCAUGUCAAGCUGGGCAUCCACGCUCUGACGAAAGACAAAGUAGCCAUCAAGAUCUUGGACAAAACCAAGCUCGAUCAGAAGACGCAAAGGCUGCUGUCCCGGGAGAUAUCAAGCAUGGAGAAGCUGCACCAUCCAAAUAUCAUCCGUCUGUAUGAGGUGGUGGAGACGCUGACCCGUCUGCACCUGGUCAUGGAGUACGCAAGCGGAGGAGAGCUCUACACGAAGAUCAGCACAGAGGGGAAGCUCUCCGACAUCGACAGCAAGAUUGUCUUCUCUCAGGUUCUCUCAGCUGUGAAGCAUAUGCACGACAAUAACAUCAUUCACAGAGACCUGAAAGCAGAGAAUGUUUUUUACACCUGUAGCACCUGUGUUAAAGUGGGAGACUUUGGCUUCAGCACCGUCAGCCGCCGCGACGAGACCCUCAACACCUUCUGUGGUUCUCCCCCUUACGCCGCUCCUGAGCUCUUCAGGGACGAGCACUACAUAGGUGUUUGCGUAGACAUCUGGGCCCUGGGGGUCAUGCUCUUCUUUAUGGUGACCGGCACCAUGCCCUUCCGUGCCGAAACGGUGGCCAAGCUGAAGCGCUGCAUCCUGGAUGGGACGUACACAGUGCCUACUUGGGUGCCGGACCCUUGCCAGAAACUAAUCCGCGGCAUCCUGCAACCCCAGCCGUCUGACCGCUACACCGUAGAGCAGAUGAUGGGCUGUGAGUGGCUGCUGCCGGUGGAGUUUCCCAAGGCCAUGGAGCCCUUCAAACUGGACCCGCUCCAUCUGGCUGAGUCUAAGCCAGGGGAGCUUGAAGAGCAUGAGAUAGAGGUGAGGAACGCCCUGGAGGCUCUUGGCAUCACCGCUGACCACAUUCGCAACAACCAAGACAAAGACUGCAGGAGCUCCAUCACUGGAGUCUAUCGAAUCCUCUUACACCGCACACAUAAACGACAAGCGGUGGAGAGCAUGCCAGUAGUUACUCACGUAGUGAAUGGAACUGAUGCUAAAAAGGACCGUCUGAAGACAUACAGGAGCCUUAGGCAUACGUCUAAACUCUGCAUCAUUCUGUGAUGCUCAGAAAACGUAUAAAUACUAAUGGACAGCUCACAGGAGCUAUAGUUCAGCUAGUUAUAUUUGAUAUACCUCUUUUGUUAUCUUUUUUCAAUUGAAAAUGAGAUCAGUGAAUGCCUCUAAUAAAGUAGUCUAUAUGAAUGAAUGGAAAGUAUGAAAGUUUGCAAGUGAGUGAGCGCAAGGCAUUUGUAAUGUCAUGGAUGUCAUGUCAUAAAUGUAUUCAAUAAAUGUAA
Molecule: messenger RNA, 2366 nt
Organism: Sinocyclocheilus grahami
Lineage: Eukaryota; Metazoa; Chordata; Actinopteri; Cypriniformes; Cyprinidae
Product: serine/threonine-protein kinase NIM1-like
Exons: 5
Coding region: 811-2133 (440 amino acids)
Biological process (GO): microtubule cytoskeleton organization; protein phosphorylation; intracellular signal transduction
Cellular component (GO): cytoplasm
Molecular function (GO): ATP binding; tau-protein kinase activity
Source: RefSeq, a predicted model, not a curated record